This is a messenger RNA of Bradysia coprophila, 863 nucleotides long. RefSeq names its product chymotrypsin-1-like. Gene Ontology annotation, biological process: proteolysis. NCBI's taxonomy places the organism in Eukaryota, Metazoa, Arthropoda, Insecta, Diptera, Sciaridae. The record is from RefSeq and is a predicted model, not a curated record. Gene Ontology annotation, molecular function: serine-type endopeptidase activity.
UUCAACCAAACCAAAAUGAAAUUGAACGUUUUUGUUCCGUGUUUCUAUUUCAUUUGCUCGAUGUCAUCGAUAUCCGGCUCCUUUGUCGACCCGAAUGAUAUUAGUUCAGUGGACAUCGGUUUCCCUCCACAAAAGCGCGAAGCAGGUGAAACUUUAAUCGUUGGCGGUGAAAAUGCCAAAGACGGUCAAGCUCCAUUUAUGUGUUCGUUACAAUUCUUUUCAAGCCACAAUUGUGGCUGUGCUAUAUUGUCAUCGAAAUUCGUUAUCACGGCCGCUCACUGUGUUUGGGGAAGAUUUCCCAAACAGCUCCGAAUAUUAGUUGGAACGAAUAAUUUGAAGGGGAAUGGAGACUAUUACAGCGUCACACGAAUAAUUGAACAUGAAAAAUUCAUUAUGUUCGCACAUGCUUAUGACAUUGCCGUGGUGGAAGUUGAUGGCCCAAUAUCAUUUAAUGAUAAAGUUCAACCGAUCAAGUAUUCGACUAGGGAACCUACACAUGGUUCUUUAGCACAACUGACUGGAUGGGGUCGAAUUCGUAUUGGUGGUCCAUUACCAGAUCAAUUGCAAGUGAUUAAUAUGCCAGUUGUUUCCACAGUUGCCUGUAGAGAAAUCCUUGGGUCAGACGUUCAUGACAGCCACAUCUGCGCAUUUGCAGAAGACGGUCGAGGGGCCUGUUACGCUGAUUCUGGUUCACCACUGGUUUUCGACAAUGAAAUCAUCGGGAUAGUCAGUUUUGGCAGGCCAUGUGCUCGAGGAUAUCCUGAUGCAUUUGCAAAAAUAUCUUACUUGGCUGGUUGGAUCAAGAGUACAACUGGCCUUCAAUCAUAGACAUGGUCUUGGAUGACACAUUGCAACAAUAUAUG